Molecule: messenger RNA, 4383 nt
Organism: Microplitis demolitor
Lineage: Eukaryota; Metazoa; Arthropoda; Insecta; Hymenoptera; Braconidae
Gene: MKP-4
Product: dual specificity protein phosphatase MPK-4
Exons: 2
Coding region: 554-1606 (350 amino acids)
Biological process (GO): protein dephosphorylation
Cellular component (GO): nucleus
Molecular function (GO): protein tyrosine/serine/threonine phosphatase activity
Source: RefSeq, a predicted model, not a curated record
UGUUGUUUGUUGUUUAUGUGAAAAUAUUUGUAGAAAGAAAUUAAAAAGUUGUUUAUUUAUUGACGUUUCACUAUUUAAAUAUUUAUUACAAAAAUCUAUCUAUUUUGUAUUUUUAAUUGAUAAUUAAAGAUACAAAAAAAUUGUUAAACUAUUUUUUAAAUCAUAAUUUAUAUUGUUCUAUAUAUGUAUACAUAACUUUAUCGAUAUAAGAUUGACAUAAACAAAUUUUUAAACAAAUUAUUUUGUGGGAGUUGAUAUUUAUAAAUAGUACAGAUAUAGAUAAUCAAUAGUUAUUUAAAGACUUAUUUUUAAGUUAUCGACUAAUGAAUAGAAGAUUGAAAUUUUAAGUGACCUAGAACGAUGUAAAAUAUAAACACGAAAAAUGCUUAAUAUCAAGUUUCUAUUAACAUUUUUAAUUAAAAAAAAAUUUUAUAUUUGUUAUUUUUAAAAUAUAAAUUUUAUUUGAAGACUGGUUUAAUAAAAAAAAAAAAAAUUUUUGUUCAUUUGAAUAUUUAAUCUUUGAAAAAAAAAAUCUACAUAAGAAAAAUAAAAAAUGGCAAAUGAUAAUAUAAAUGAAUUGACACGAGAAGAUUUUGAUGCUGGACCAUCAAGCUACGAUGAAAUAGAAGAAAAUUUAUACCUUGGAAAUCUUACAGCUGCUACAGACAUAAAAUGGUUAAAAGAUACUAAAAUAACUUAUAUACUUACAGUUGACUCAUGUCCAUUACCUAGACAAAUAGAACUACUUCCUAAUGUUAAUUUAAAGUUUAUUAAAAUAACGGAUAUGCCACGAGAAGAUAUUUUGACAUUUUUUGAAGAUACAUAUAAUUUUAUUGACAGUGCAUUGCAAGAUGAUAAAAAAAUUUUAGUUCAUUGUUAUUUUGGUGUAUCAAGAUCAGCGACAUUAGUAAUUGCUUAUAUUAUGAAAAAAUAUAAAAUUACUUAUGAGAAUGCUUAUGAACUAGUUAAAUCAAAGAGACGAUUUGUUGGUCCUAAUCCUGGUUUUAUAGCCCAAUUAAAAUUAUAUGAAAAAAUGGGUUAUACUAUUGAUCAUGAUAACGUUGAGUUUAAAAUGUAUCGUCUUCAAAUAGCAGCUGAUAAUGUACGUAAAGCUAAAAUUCUUCCUUCAAAUUUUAUAGAUUUAAUAAAACCAGAUCCAGCAUUAACAACUGUCCGUCCAGAACCAACUGUCUACCGUUGUAAAAGAUGUCGAAGAGUAGUAGCUAGUGUGAGUAAUUUAUUACCACAUUUACCACAUGAACGUCAAAUUUGGCGAUAUGUUAGUACAAAAAAACAUGAUGAAACAUCAUCUAAACAAAUGCAAACAUUAGCUAAAAUUGAAAAAGAUAAAAAAGAUAGUGCUAGUAAUUCAGCAGAAGUAUGUACUAAAACUUAUUUUAUAGAACCAUUGGCAUGGAUGCGAGAUAUUUUACAUAAUGUUGAGGGAAAAUUAAACUGUCCAAAAUGUGAAACUAAACUUGGUUCUUUUAGUUGGGUAUCUGGUUCUCAAUGUCCUUGUGGUGCUAAAAUUGCACCAGCAUUUUAUUUAGUUCCAUCCAAAGUUGACUGGAGUAAUGCUGUACAAAAUGUUUUAGUAACUAUUUAAUAAUACAUAAGUAACAAAACCAAUCAUGUGUAUAUACAUGCGUGUGUAUAAUAAUUUAAUUUAAAUCAAAAUUUAAUGCAACUUACAAGACUUGAAAUAUAUAUAAAACAUAACAAUAUAUUCUAACCUUGUGCCAAUGUUUAAUAACGUUGUAAUUUUUAAUAAUCUAUUAUACUUUAAUUUAAUACUCUUUUCCAUCUUUCAUUCAUUUAAAUAACAACAUUGAUAACAGUAUUUAUGUGCCAAUUAUUUAUGUAUACACUUAAUGUUUAUAAUUAUCUUUGUAACGAUAAUUAGCACAAUUUUAUAUUUACACAUUUUAAUCUGAUAUGAUGCUGUGUUAUCUUUAACAAUUAAUGAGUUUUAAAAAUGACUAGACAUUUAAUUACUGAAUGACUGCUCGAGUGUAAAUAUUUAUAUAAUUCACGACAACUAUUAAUUUAAUUUUUAGUUUAUUCAUUUAUUUGAAAAAAAUAUUUCUUGACUGCGUAUUUGUUUUUUUAAUAUUCGUCUAAAAAGUUUAUUUUUCAUACUACCUGAAGAUCGAAACGUUUUUCACGGAACCAAAAUGAAAAUAGUUUAUGUAAUUUGAUUCUAAAAGUGACUAAAGGGGUAGUUGGGGCAGGCCUGCAAUUAUCGGCUGAAGUAAGGAACAAUUUCUGAAAACUCGAUCCAGUAGAUUUUGUAAUUUUCAUUUCGUUUUUUUUAUUUUUGUUUGGUGAAAAACGUUCCGAUUUUCAGGUACAUCAUUUUUCUUACUUUUUUUAAUAUUUUAUUAUUAACAUUAAACACAAUAAAAUUUAUUUUUUAUUUCAAUUUUUAUAAUUAUUCACUGUAAAAAAGUGGGAGUUGAUUCGGAAUGAAUAUGGAUUUUAUUUUAAUCCCAAUUCACUCCGCCACUCCGAGUUCCGGAGUUUACAAAAUCCGUAUACGAAGUAAAUAUUUGCGUAAAAAAAAUUCGUUCUGAAAAUGUUCUAAAAAAGUUCGCAAUCGUGAACUUCUAAAUUUGAGACAAUUCUAGCUUUUGAGUAGAUCAUUUUGGGAACUUUGAAAACAUUCAAGAGUAAAAAUAAUUUUCAAUUUAAUACUUUCAGGAAUGUUUUUAUGAGUUUUUUAAGCAAUAAUAAUUCGACUAAGAAAUUCUACUGGUUUGAAGCAAAUAAAAAAAAAAACUUUCAAACCAAUUAUGAACGUUUUUUGAUUUUACGAACUCUCCAAAAAUCAAGUGAAGAGAUGAAAGUUUCUCUACUCUUGAAUUUUUUGAAAGUUCCAUAAAUAUCAAGUCAAAAUUUAGAAUCGUCUCAAAUUUGGGAGUUUACUGUUGUAAAAUUUUUUUGACCAUUUUCAGGGCCAACUUUUUUUACAUGGGUACGAAAUUUUGAAUUUCCCGCUAAGAAAAUCGAAGAUUCGAAUGGUUUUGGUGGCAAUCGAACGGCCUUCUCAGCCAUCAACCUUCCUGUAUAUUUUCUAUCAUCAUCAAUCUAUCGAAUAGAGUUUGAGAUACAUAAGAGAAACAAAGAAAUUUUUUUUUUUUUUUUGAAAAUUUCUAAAGACGACUCGAUCGAUCGAUUUUAAAAUCUAAUCUGCUCUAAAACGCAAUUAAAAGUGUCGAUUGCCGUUCAAGCCGUCUUAAUUAGAUUAUUUGUUCGAAAGAUAUCGCGGGAAAAAGAAACGAUACAAAUCGAUUUUUUGCUAAUAUUUUCGAAAUGAUUAAACCAAACGAUUUCAAAAUCUAUUCAGCUCUAGAACUUGACAAAACACUUCGAUUACAGCAAGAACCAUUUCAAUCGGUUGAUUUGUUCGAAAUAUAUCAUUGGAAAAAGAACUGGUAAAAAAUGUUUUUUGUCUGACAUCUUCGAAAACAAUAAACAUUGGUUAAUUAAUUCGAGAUAUCGUUUCGUUAAAAUACGUAUAAAUAAAAAUUCACCAGAUUUUUGUUGGAUAGCACGUAAUGUAAUUGACCAAAUGUUUCUACAAUUAUACUAAAUUUUCGUCUUUAAGAGUUUUUUUGCAAUCAUCGCAUAUUUUACUGCUAUCAGUUUGUUAUUCAAAGAAUUUUAAAAGUUACGUGUUUCUUAAAAUCAUCUUUGAUUUUUUGAAUUGCAGUACCGAAUAUUUUUGAGCUCAAAGAGCUCAAAAGUGCAGUCAUGAUAAUGUUUUCGAACUCCUUGAGCAGGAAAACAGCAAGAAGUUUAGUGGAGUGAUUUCGGACUUAUGUGGAUUUUAUUUUAAUUCGGAUCCACUUCGAUCCAGAUUUUAAAUGUUAAAAUAAACUUCUUUUCGGAGUGAAUUUCACUCCAAAGGGAUCAAAUAAAUAAACCAUCCAUUUGGUAUUCACUCCGGAUUUAACCCGUGUUCACCCCGCAAAUUUUUUACAGUGUACACAUGAAGUAUUGAAUAAAAACAUCAAGACACUUAACUUUCUUAUUUAAUCGUCAAAUUUUUUCAUCCAUUUAUUUCUUUAUUUUCUUUUUUUGAAUGUAUCUACAUAUAACAAGAACAGAAAAAUCUGAUAAAAUAUUUGAGGAUUUACAAAUGAGUAUUACCUUAAAGAACUAACCCAGCAUUCAUGUUCAGAGUAUUAAAAAAAAUUUUAAUGUUUGUAAUUUCAAAAUAUGAUAAUUAAAAAAAAACAAAUAAUUUAUAGAUGAAUUCGUAAAUUUAUUUAUCUACCGUCUUAAGUUUAUUUCCUAGAAAAACAAAAAAAAAGUAAAAACCAAAAAAAAUAAAUAAAAUAUUUUUAGAAUUACAAAUGAAAUUUAAUUUAUCAUUCAAAA